Messenger RNA from Lachancea sp. 'fantastica', 1776 nucleotides. Lineage: Eukaryota; Fungi; Ascomycota; Saccharomycetes; Saccharomycetales; Saccharomycetaceae. The record is from the annotation of a GenBank genome assembly.
AUGGUCGUACCGAAACGCUAUGUGAGAGUUUCAGUCGUGCUCUUGCUGCUUCUGGGAGUGAUUUGGCUGCUAGACUUUUUUCUGGGAAAACAACAUGCUUUACUUAUUUCCAACUCUUCUGAAAAGUUCAUGAUGUCUAUCACUUUGGAAGAUCCCGCAGAUUACGAUCCGGUCAAGGUAAGGCAAGCAUUGAGGUCACUCCCGCCAGAUCGCAAUCUAGUGGUCUCCGUUGGUGUUAUAACGUGCUUUUAUGUUGGGACCUUUUGGGAAUACUGUCCGGGAUUUUACAAGUACAAGGAAGGGGAGCCCAAUAAAGCAUUAGCUGAUAAAACCGAUCUCAAAAUCAUCAAAAAGGAUCUUAAGCGUACAAGAAGCCUUCGGCUCGUGGGCGCUUCUCACUAUUUCAUGUACGAAACAGUUUCUGUUUCCAAAGCAAUUGAACAUUUCCCUGACUCAUCAGAGACUUUAUUUGCUCUUUGUGACUUUAACAACUUGGAUAUGAAAGUUGCGGACGGAACUGUGCUUCCUUCAAACAUGUUCUAUUUUUCCAUGGUAGCCGAGCAAAGCAUACAAGAUUGGAAAUUUGUCUGUGAUGUGGACAUAUUUUUUGGUCCUGGUGCGGUAGAUCCUAGAUCAGGUUGGAGUCUAUCAGCUGAUGUUGCUUUGAAGAUAGGUCCCACCACCAAACAUAUCUCGCUCAAGAGGCCAAUCGCCAUUGGGGAGCCCAGUGACAGCCCUCGUCUUCACGUUGGUCCUCGAAAUACUUUCAAGAUAGUCCAGCUAGCCGAUCUUCAUUUCAGUGUGGGGAAUGGGCAUUGUCGCGAUGAAUUUCCCCAGCAUGAAGAGUGUCAAGCUGAUCCGAAAACUUUGACAUUUAUAGAGCAGGUGUUGGACUCUGAGAAGCCGCAACUGGUGGUGUUCACUGGAGAUCAAAUAAUGGGGCAGGAAUGUUAUUUGGAUUCCGCUUCGGCUUUGCUUAAGGUCGUAAAGCCAGUCAUAGAUCGGAAAAUACCGUACGCUAUGGUUUGGGGCAAUCACGAUGACGAAGGAAGCCUAAAUAGAUGGCAGCUUUCAGAACUAGCACGAUCAUUGCCUCACUCCAUUUUUCAGAUUGGCGACAAGGAUACGAACGAUAACACGUUCGGAGUGGGCAAUUACGCCCAUCAUAUUUACGACCAAAACGAGAAUCCCGUGUCCGCCCUGUAUUUCCUAGAUGCGCAUAAAUACUCUCCCAAUGCGAAAGCAUAUCCUGGAUAUGAUUGGAUCAAAGAAAAGCAGUGGGAUUACUUCAAUCGUUACGAAGACAAUUUUCCUGAGCAAACAAAGUCGCUAUCUAUGGCAUUCUUUCACAUUCCAUUACCAGAGUAUUUAAACUUCCAGUCAAAACAUGCUCCAGACUCCCAAAACCCUAUGGUUGGCAACGCCAAGGAAGGUAUAACGGCUCCGAAAUACAACUCUCAAGGUUUGAAAACCUUGUCACGGUUGGGCGUUAAAGUCGUCACUACAGGGCACGAUCACUGUAACGAUUUCUGUUUGCUUGAUGAUUCGUUAUCGCCUGCUAAUGAGGACAAGAUUUGGUUGUGUUUUGGCGGUGCUGCAGGAGAAGGAGGCUAUGCUGGAUACGGGGGUACGGAACGCAGAAUCAGAAUCUUCGAACUAGAUUAUACGGCUAAUACAAUCAUGACUUGGAAAGUAUUGAACAGUUCACCCACUGUUCCCUUUGACCGGCAAACACUUGUCAGCGAUGGCAUUCCAAAAACUGAUUCACUUGCAUGA